CCCGAUUCGGUACACAGAUCACAGUCGAAAAUCUGUAUUGAACUGCAGGACAGCGGGAUGUUGCUAUCGACUCCGUUUUACGGAACAUUCUACCACAAUGGUUACACCCCGAACCCAGAUGGACUGGGUUUGUCUGCUCUCCCAAUAUUGACUAAUAUGGUAAGAAUAGCCGCCCAGUAUAGCUCAAUGAGCCGAAAAGGCUGUCUAACCGGAUACACCGCUCCGUUCAUGAGUGUUUGGCGGCGUCUGCAGCGGAUCGGGAAGAAGGCUGCUAAAUUCCAGUUCACCAUAUGUUUUCAGGAGCUGAGCAUCGAAUGUCAUCCUCAGUAUGGGUGUAUUCGAUAUUUGUUUUUUCAUCUGCUGACUUCCUUGUUCGUGGUUCCACGUGAACAGAUCGGACGCAGUGGUGCCUCUGCCCGGUUAUCUGGACCGUCCGUUCGACGUCGUGUGUUGGCCACACGCCAGGUGGAAAUGUCCGAAUUCGCCUCAGCCAUCCCAACGCAGACCAGCUUGAAAGUCAACAUGCGUUUGGCGUCGAAAAAGCUGGUUGCGGCCACUCUAUUGAUCACACUACAUUCCAUGAUUGUCAAGGAAGGAGACGCCACUGACGAAGAUAUGAUCUCCUUGGCUUCUCUGAUGUCCUUGAGUAGGGCCGGCAGCUUUAGUGUUGGUAGUGGUCUGACCAUCAAUGACGUGGGCGGCAUCGGUGCGUGCUCUCCAAGCUUAUUUCGGUCUGCUAACGCGCAGCGUGUCCCUAGUCACUCAGUGGUAUCGUCUAACGAAGAUUCAUCCUUUCACGCCGAUCUAUCCGAACUCACAGCCAGGUUACAGGCGCUGGAGCGGGUGUCGGACCGGGAUGACUCGGCCACGGACUCCGACGCUGCCGGCCAGAAUCACACGUCGGGAGAUAAGCGCAUCAACUUCAAUCCAGUAUCCCAAGCAAACAAUACGGCACCCCCAGUCACCGCAUCCCAAUCCGCCUUUUCUUCAUCUGGCUCGGGCGCUCCAUCCGAUGCCGGCGCGGCGACAAACACAGGGUUGAAGACAACUUCCACCGCAAGCGGUCGUGACCUUCUCGCUUGGUGCCAAGACGUGACGCGAGCUUAUGCGUCAGUACACAUCACCGAUCUCACCACCUCGUUUCAAUCCGGGCUGGCAUUCUGCGCGCUUUUACAUCACUUUUAUCCAGACAAAAUCGAUUUCGAUCACCUCGUAGCCACUACUCCUGUUGACAACUGUCGAUUGGCGUUUGACGUGGCCUCCAAACUCGGUGUCCCUCGUGUGUUGGACCCGGCUGAGGUCACAUCUGCUUCGAAACCGCCAGAUUUACUCACUAUGAUGACGUAUUUGCAUCAGCUGCGGACCCACCUCACUGGAUCAAAGGCCAAGGAGGUUAAUUUGAACAAGGAUGCCAAUUGUAAUGAAAAGAGUUUGGAGAGCAAAGCGCUGCCUUCCUCAGCGGACCAACCUCUUCCUCCUGCUAAUCACGUGCCUUCAGGAGGCGGUGGUGGUGGCCACAUGCACACCCGCGACUCUGGAUGUACAGGUGACGGGCGCGUUAUGGCGGAGUCCCGAGUUCCAACCAGUCCCUCAAAACCUAAAUCGGUAUCCACGCUGCGGACCGAACACAUGUUGGCCAAAGCCCGCCUGCUAUUGCAGCAAACAAAGCAGCAGCAGCAUCUACCGCAGCCAUACACAGAUGCUCUACCCCCGUUGGCGAACUGUCGUAAACCACGACCUCUCUCAUCUGCUUCCCUCAAUUCUGCUUACCUCACGGAUAUUGAUGGGAAAUUCACAUCGUUCGAUAGAGAUGCGUGUGACUCCGCGAAACCGACGUCUUCACGGUACUCCUCCGCAAGCAAUUUGUGCCCCCCUCGUUCCCUCUGGGGCACCAUAUUUGUCCCCAACGGUGGUGUUCCGGCUACCACUGGCAACGUUUCACCGUCUCAUUGGUCCAACCCUUUGUCGCCCUCACGACCGGCUGCGACUCAGAACCCAAGCGAUAACCUGAAAAUUCGGAGACUGAGGCUCUCGCAGUUGAAUUUGUUCGCCUCCGGACGAGGCACUACCGCUCCAGUGCCAAUUCGCAUCGGUGAUCAUCGCUUUGAUUCGAAUGUUGGACAAACCAGUUUCCAGUUUGGAGCACUUGGAUCGGUGGAUGACACCUCUCCACACCGCUAUGCGAUGGUCAACUCCGAGCAUUCUGUGCGUGAUUCCGCCUACGUUGCAGAUGCAUCGCUGUCCAAUUAUCUGCGCAACGAACAAGCCGAGUUGGAUCGUGCGCAACAAGAGCUGGAUCAGGAAGCUGCCGCGCUGGAAAAACGUCUCCGAAUCCAAAUGGCCCGCGCUCCCGGAAGCGCCACUGAAGAACAACUGUUGAAACGGUGGUUUGUGCUAGUCAACCAGAAGAGCGCCCUCAUUCAUCGUGCACAUCAGCUAUCUAUCAUGGAAAAGGAGGAUGAUCUGAAAAAGAAAACGGAAAUGCUACAGGAAGAACUGCGUCGGAUCAUGUCAAUUGAAGACUCCUUGAAAACCGACAGUGACCGACGCCGAGAGGAGUUGCUCCUUGAAGAUCUUGUCAAUCUAGUCAACGAGCGCAAUGAUAUGAUCAAUGAGCUGGACGAACACGAACGAGCCCUCGCCGAAGAGAUGCGUUUGGACAGAUGUACAGCAGCAGUUGCCGAAUUUUCGCAUCGAGGACGAUCAGAGAAGUGCGUUAUCCAAUGACGUCGAACAAGUCGGUCUAGCGUCUGCCAAUUGAGAUGAAGCUCGUGUACAGCGGCACUCGUCUCCCACACCACAUCACUUUACUCUAUUCCAUCGCUUUUGUUUUACCUUUGAUUUUUUCUCCAUUGUUGUCGUUUGACUUCUCAUCAGAUAUUCACUUAUGCGCCAGUUAUCUCACGCUCAGGCCCCAGAACGAUCACACCUUCCAUCGACUUGUAAAAUAUAUACAUCAGCCUUCUAUGUGUGUGGUUGAGUGCGGCGAUUUCGGGCGUCCAGAAGUAGCACUUGUUUAAAGAACGAAACAAUCCAUUAGCACAUCAAUGCGUUACUAAGUACUCUCAUUUGGGUAACAGGAAUAACAUCUUUUGCAGUGUCCAUCUUUUUCAUUGGAGCAAUACGCUUUAUCAGUUGUCAAGACCCAGUCUUUAA
This is a messenger RNA of Dicrocoelium dendriticum, 3156 nucleotides long. Lineage: Eukaryota; Metazoa; Platyhelminthes; Trematoda; Plagiorchiida; Dicrocoeliidae. The record is from the annotation of a GenBank genome assembly.